Molecule: messenger RNA, 861 nt
Organism: Lactuca saligna
Lineage: Eukaryota; Viridiplantae; Streptophyta; Magnoliopsida; Asterales; Asteraceae
Source: the annotation of a GenBank genome assembly
AUGUGGAACGGCCUUUUCACUCUACUCUUCAAAAGCUUCUCGGAGAGAGUCAUCGACUCCGACUGUGCGAGUAAGUUCUCUGGGAUCAGUUCGUACAAAGCACCAACUCUACCACACGACACAAUGAAAUCUCUUGUGCUCAUUCUUGGUAUAUUUUUGUUCAAAGGGAAAUCAGCAAACUCCACAUUCCAAUGCUCAAAGAUUCCAUUAUUGCAGGGAUUCAGACUUUCCACACCACGAACAUCAUACUUGCUGAUUACUCCAAAUUUAGCUUUAUUGGCUCCAUUCCUAAAGUUAUGCUGCGAGAGAAGAUUCUUGCUGAGGUUGAUAAACCCAAAGGGGGGGGGGUGUAAAAAGAGGAUUGUGAAAUUCGGUCCUUCUGAACCUCCACAGGCACCAAAAAGAAAGAAGGUUAAGAAAAUGGCUCGCAAGCCUAGAUCUCCAACUCCGAGUGACCGAGAGGGUUCGCAAUCGAACACGGUUUCGAAGGUUCCAGUGCAUGUUUCUACCCCAAUCACCAUAGCACCUUGCCCACCAGUUUCCUUGGGCAUUUCACAAUCCCAUACCUCAUUCUUUACUAAUUCAUCUGUAACUACAACCACAACCACUGACGAACUUCUAGUCAAUGUCAACCCAUCUGAUGUGGAGGCAAGGUAUUCAGGUUUCAUCUUUGGUCAUUCAACAGCGCGUGUUUCUCCACUAAGGGAGGAUGAUCCAGAGACUAUUUUUGGAGCCCUCAUGAGCACCUUUAAGAGCUCAUUUGAUUCCAACAACGCCAAAGCCAAUGAAGCCAUUUCAAAUCUGAGUGUUUCCCUUUGCACUGAGAAGAAGGCUCAUGAGAAGGUUCGCACAGGAAUCUAG